CAUAUAUAUACAAGCAUUCAUGUACCUUCCCUUUUCCAUUAAUCAUCACAUACGUACUCAUUGUUCUUCUUUACUAAAAACAUCACCACACUCACAUAUAUACGCAUAUACCUCUCUAUAUUUUUUAUAUAUACUCUUCUCAUAAAGUAGACUCUAUGGAUAAUAAAUCUCCAAGAUCAAAAGAAAUCUUGGGACCAAGACCAACUCCAUUGAAAAUCCGUAAAGACUCUCACAAGAUCAUCAAGAAGCCACCACUAGCGCCACAACCACUGCAAUCACAACCACCGCAGCUACCCGAGCGAGAACCAUCACAACUAUUGCCUCCACGCGGUCCAGUGAUAAUAUACACUGUAUCUCCCAAGAUUAUCCAUACACACCCUAAUAAUUUCAUGACAUUGGUUCAACGUCUCACAGGCAAAACCUCUACCUCCACAAUUCCAUCCUCCUCUUCUCCAUCAACCUUAGCACUAGACUACACAUCUGCGUCACGAGACACGUCAGCAGUGUUCGAUGCAUCCCGUGGUUCGAUAUCUCCGGCGGCUAGGUAUGCUGCGAUGGAGAAAGCUAAUGCCUCAAAUGAACUAGGGUUUGUGGGUGGCGUAGAGAGUACGAAUCAAUAUUACCAACAUGACUAUCAUCAAAACCGAGCUACCGAACGUGCUGGGAUCUUGUCUCCAGGGCCCGCUUCUCUACCGCAGAUAUCGCCAGAUUUCUUUUCUACGGUUGGAACAUCUGAUCCUCAAGGUUUUUCGUCGUUCUUCAAUGACUUUAGCUCUAUCCUACAAGCCACUCCAACGAUCCCGUCUCCUUCUUCCAUGGACCUUUUCACAAAUUUUUUUGAUUGUUAGAUUGGGAUUUUAUUUCAAAUUGAACUUAGUUUUACAAGUAUUAUAGAGAGACACAUGAUGUAUUAUACGUUUUUCAUCAUUUUUAGGAGACACUCUCAUAGAAUUAGAGGGGUUAUACUUCUGCAUGUCGUGAUGUUGACGUCAUCUGUUAGAAUCCAAUUGACAAUUUGAUGAUAUAUGUAUUCGUGUUCGGUGGGCAUUUUCAUAGUUUUAAA
This is a messenger RNA of Brassica oleracea var. oleracea, 1063 nucleotides long. Its product is annotated as protein MKS1-like. The transcript has a single exon. The coding region runs from base 156 to 848 and encodes 230 amino acids. Lineage: Eukaryota; Viridiplantae; Streptophyta; Magnoliopsida; Brassicales; Brassicaceae. Gene Ontology annotation, cellular component: nucleus. The record is from RefSeq and is a predicted model, not a curated record.